Melozone crissalis (California towhee) is the source of this 1753-nucleotide messenger RNA. It is a transcript of the gene NXT2, whose product is annotated as nuclear transport factor 2 like export factor 2. The record is from RefSeq and is a predicted model, not a curated record. Lineage: Eukaryota; Metazoa; Chordata; Aves; Passeriformes; Passerellidae. Gene Ontology annotation, cellular component: nuclear pore central transport channel. Gene Ontology annotation, biological process: protein import into nucleus. Bases 34 to 459 code for a protein of 141 amino acids. The transcript is spliced from 4 exons.
AGCACUUCCGGCGCCCUCCCGCCUCGCCGCCCCAUGGCCGCGUCCGUGGAUUUCAAAACCUAUGUGGAUCAAGCUUGUAGAGCUGCAGAUGAGUUUGUCAAUAUUUACUAUGAGACAAUGGACAAGAGGAGAAGGGCUUUAACCAGACUGUAUUUGGACAAAGCAACAUUAGUUUGGAAUGGAAAUGCAGUGUCUGGGCAAGAAGAACUAAAUAAGUUUUUUGAAAUGUUGCCAUCAAGUGAAUUCCAGGUUAAUGUGUUGGACUGCCAGCCUGUUCACGAGCAAGCUACUCAAGGCCAGACAACAGUCCUCGUGGUGACAAGUGGGACUGUCAAAUUUGAUGGGGAUAAGCAGCGCUACUUCAAUCAGAACUUCCUGCUGACAGCACAGGCCACCCCCACCAACACCGUGUGGAAGAUCGCCGGGGACUGCUUCCGCUUCCAGGACUGGGCCAGUUAGCAGGGCUGGCCUGGCAGUGACCUCUCCCCUCUGGCACCACCACUGCACUGUGCAGGCAGCUGUUCCACGGGGGCUGCGCGCUCUUUGUGUUGCAUCUGAUGUUACGGACGGGCUGCGGAUGUUUCGGGGUUGAUUCCAGUGACCACAGCUGUAGUAAUAAAAUGUGAGAGGUUGCUCGUGUUAGUUGAAUUUAGUCAAGUGCUGAAGGCAGUGAGCUGUAUUCGAAUCAUUCCUAAAAUGCCUUACAUGCAGCUGUGCUGCCACUGCUGAGUGCUCAAACCGUUCUGUUUGAACACAGAAUCCUAUUCGUGUACAAUUCUGACCAAACGUAAUUUUUUUCAACUUGAAAAGAUCUGUUUUUACAGUAUCAUCUUCUCUCUUUUGAAGAAGAUGCUUGUGGCAUGAAGAUGUAAUUUUGAAAGCUCCCUGCUCCCAGUUGUGAGAGGCUGGGAAGGAUUGCUAUGGUUUCUACUGUUAGUGAAAGGAGCAAAUACAGCUCCUAAGUUUGUAAUCUCUCAAUCCAUUGGAAAGGUAAUGUUUACCUUCUCUGAUGCCAAAGGACCAUAUAUCUUUGGGUUUCCUUUCAGUCUGAGCUUCCCAGACUUUGGUUGUUAAUUCCAUGGAUUCAAAUGUAGGGCAUGCUGAAUGAUUCGGAGCUCCUGUGCCAAUAACUCUUCACAUGCACGUGGAGGGCUUCAAACUGAUUGUUUGUCUUUUGCAGUCUUAUCAUGGCCUAGAAAUAGGUCACAUACAUGCUUUCUGGCUUUAGUUCUGCAUUCUGUUGCUAUGAGGUUUGGAUUAUUUUUCUCGUAUUAAGUCUGCAAGUUUUGAAUCCUUUCUGUCUUUUCAAGAAACAUUGUAGUUAAAAAGUGGCACUGAAAGUGUGCAUUACUGUGAAGCCUUCAAUUUUUCUCAUCAGUACUGUUACUCAGAACAGGUGCUUGCAUUAUUUUCAAUUGAGAACAGCAGCUCUGCACCACUAACACUAUCUUCCUCUCAUGCAGAUUUUUACUGUAUUUUUUCACGUUCUUUUUAAAAAUUGCCUUUAAUUAUUGAUUAUGUGGGGGGUUUGUGUGUUUUGCUUUAAAUUUGUAGUUUAAAGCUUCCAGCUGCUUUGAAAUACUUUUCAAGACUGUAAGUUAAGAGAGUCCACCUUUGGAAUUUAAGAGCAAAUCUGAGUAUCAGCAGCUUUGUUUUAAACUGGUGUGUUUCUGUUUUAAGCUAAGUAAACAAAAAAACAAACCCAAAAUGUAGCUGUAUAGCUGUAGCUGUAUCCCUGAGUAUACCCUUGCUU